Messenger RNA from Drosophila eugracilis, 851 nucleotides. Its product is annotated as sex-regulated protein janus-A. Gene Ontology annotation, biological process: peptidyl-histidine dephosphorylation. The record is from RefSeq and is a predicted model, not a curated record. Gene Ontology annotation, molecular function: protein histidine phosphatase activity. Gene Ontology annotation, cellular component: cytosol. The transcript is spliced from 3 exons. Lineage: Eukaryota; Metazoa; Arthropoda; Insecta; Diptera; Drosophilidae. Bases 32 to 439 code for a protein of 135 amino acids.
AUCAAAUUGCUAUUUUAAGCACUUCUCGGCAAUGAAUCGUCUCCAAUUGUUUUCAAAAGGACUACGACUAAUACACAAAAUGUCAGAGGAAGCACUUGCAGGCGUGCCAUCGGUGCAUAUCAGCCCAGAGGGCAUCUUUAAAUACAUCUUGAUCAAUGUCAUCGAUGGCGGAGAUGCCUCAAAGGCUGUGAUUCGUGGGUUUUCGGAUUGCGAGUGGCAUGCCGACAUUUUCGAUCGUGAGGAAGAGGUCUUCAAAAAGCUGGGACUGCGCGCCGAAUGCCCCGGUGGCGGACGCAUCGAACACAAUCCCGAAAAGAAAUACCUGAAGGUCUACGGAUACUCUCAGGGCUUUGGAAAAGCUGAUCACGCGCAGACCAAACGGAUCCUGGCCACUAAGUACCCGGAUUAUACAAUUGAAACCUCUGAUGAAGGAUACUAACUGCAAAUUGUGAUGUGAAAAACACUUUCUAACACCUUAACAUGAAAUUACCAUUGGCUACGUAGUAAUUUACAAUAAUAUUUUGAAAUACAGUUAUUUGCGGAUUACCGGCUUUUUAAAAAAGUGGUCGUUUUUAUCUCAUUACUAUAGGGCCCUGCGUUUAUUGUGAGAUAAUAAUAACAAUAUUUGUAUAUUUUAAUAAACUAUCAUAUGUGCCAUGAUUUUACUGCACUUGAAAUGUAAAAAAUAUGUUCAAGGAAAAACAUUUGUUCAGUAGCUGUGAAACUGCUCAACUAAGCCUAACUUUCUGUAUCUAAAUUAUUUAAGUUCUAAAUUUAAAAUUCCCUUUGGCAAAAUAUAAUGAAAUUGAUAAAGUGUUUGAGCUUGUUACCGCGAUGUGUCUCUCCUUUGC